AUUCCAGGAACCUUGACUCCCAUGGAAUUUCUACUACGGACUAUAUAUUUGAUUUCACGGCAAUAGUCAACUUUGCCGAGCAUUGGUGUCAGUGCCAAAUCGCCGUGAUUCAUUUUCAGCCGUUCGUUCAUACACUUUCAAAAUUACUCCUAGAUCUGUUCGCCUAUUAUAAAAGAGUAUAGACUAGAAUUGUUUGUUUCCUUGCAAGUUGCAAAGAUAGAUCGACUUCAAUGGCUGCUGGAGCAAGUGGGAAAGUUUCUGCAGCUUCAGCAAGAUCUCACACCAGAAAGCCUAAGGGGAAGACUUCCAUGUUCCUUUCUUCAGGGGUGUUGAGAAAAGUAAUAGCAAUCUGUUCUGUGGGGUUCUUGGCAUGGGCUUAUCGUGAAAUUACACCGCCGCCUCCCAAGACAUGUGGCUCACUGGAUGGGCCUCCUGUCACGGCGCACAGAAUUAAGCUCAGUGAUGGAAGGCAUUUGGCUUACAAAGAGCAUGGUGUUCCCAGAAACAGAGCAAGCUAUAAGAUGGUGUUUGUUCAUGGCUUCGAUUGUUGCAGGCAUGAUGUUGCUGUUGCUGUCACUCUCUCUCCUAAUGUGAUUGAAAGUCUGGGAAUCUACAUAGUGUCAUUUGAUAGACCAGGCUAUGGAGAAAGCGAUCCUAAUCCAAACCGAAAAGAAAAGAGCAUAGCUUUCGACAUCCAGGAGCUUGCUGAUCAGUUGGAACUAGGUUCAAAAUUCUAUGUUGUUGGGUUUUCCAUGGGUGGUCAAGUUGUCUGGAGCUGUCUCAAGUACAUCCCUCAUAGAUUGGCAGGAGCAGUACUUUUAGCACCAGUUGUGAAUUACUGGUGGCCUGGUUUUCCAGGAAACUUGUCUAAGCAAGCAUAUGACAGUCAAUUUACCCGGGAUCAAUGGACUCUUCGUGUUUCUCACUAUAUCCCAUGGCUCACCUACUGGUGGAACACUCAAAAGCUUUUUCCUGCAUCGAGUGUUGCAGCUUAUGAGCCUAGUCUGUUUAAUCCACAAGACGUAGAAGUGAUGACCAAGUAUCUUCCCGCAAGACAGAAGUAUCAGGCGCAAGUGAAACCACAAGGCGAAUUCGAAUCUAUCCACCGAGACAUGAUAGUUGGGUUUGGGAAAUGGGAGUUUGAUCCCAUGGAUCUGGAGAAUCCAUUCCCUAACAAUGAAGGUUCAGUUCACCUGUGGCAAGGCGACGAGGAUGGGCUUGUACCUGUUACUCUACAAAGGUACAUUGCCCAGAAACUGCCAUGGAUUCAUUAUCAUGAACUCCCAGGUGCAGGCCACAUGUUCCCAUAUGUUGACGCCAUGGGAGACAAAAUUGUGAAGGCACUUUUACAUAGUUAGAUCUCUGAUCUGCAAUGCUUGCACAGUUGCAUCCCUCUAUGUUCCUAGCAUACUCUACUGCGUUUGGUUUUAUACUUCUGUAAUCGGUAAUAGUCUGCAAUGCUUGGUGAACAUUAAAAUCUGUCAUGAUAAGAAUGAUUCUGAGCAAGUUAUUUACAAUU
Molecule: messenger RNA, 1519 nt
Organism: Ipomoea nil (Japanese morning glory)
Lineage: Eukaryota; Viridiplantae; Streptophyta; Magnoliopsida; Solanales; Convolvulaceae
Exons: 5
Coding region: 231-1358 (375 amino acids)
Source: RefSeq, a predicted model, not a curated record